Molecule: messenger RNA, 1184 nt
Organism: Lutzomyia longipalpis
Lineage: Eukaryota; Metazoa; Arthropoda; Insecta; Diptera; Psychodidae
Product: probable pseudouridine-5'-phosphatase
Exons: 4
Coding region: 337-1077 (246 amino acids)
Molecular function (GO): phosphatase activity
Source: RefSeq, a predicted model, not a curated record
GUGUUAGUUUUUACUCGCAUUUGAGUACUGCGAAAAAAUUUUCUCUGUGUAUUCUGUGAUUGUUUUGACAAGGUCAGAGGGAUUUUCCUUCAACCGAACGCUAGUUUUUCAUUUCUAAUCUAAAAAGAAAUAAAAUUGCAAAAAAAACGCGUGGCGCGGCGUGAUCUCAAGAGAGUGAGAGAGGGCAGAGAAAAAGAGGGGAGUACGACUACGAGAGGAAGUUCUCGUGAGAAUCCGCGAUUGACGAAAGUGUGGGGAAUUCUUAUGCAAUUCCCAGCUCAAUCUGCACACUUGUUGGCAAAAUCAGCCCGGAGGUGAAUCGUAGAAGGCAUCGCGAUGAAUCGAUUAGUUUCCACUGGCCGUGGUGCAGUUCAGUCCGCAAAAAUGGGCUUCCGGAAAGUAACGCACGUCAUCUUCGACAUGGACGGUCUACUUCUUGACACAGAGACACUGUACACCAAAGUUACCCAAGCUAUUCUCGAUGAAUACGGUGGUGGUCAGACGUACACGUGGGACGUGAAGGUGUCAAUGAUGGGGCUGCAGCGAGAAGAAGUGGCCGAACGUCUCAUUGAACUGUACAAUUUACCUUUGACCCCGCAGCAAUACAUUGAUCUGACACAGGAUCACAUCCACCACUUGAUGGCGGAUUGCAAGCAAAUGCCAGGUGCUGAAAAAUUAGUACGGCAUCUGCAUGACAAUAAAAUUCCCAUUGCACUGGCCACGAGCUCAAGCAAAGAAUCCACAGAUGUAAAGACGGCCCAACAUAAGGCUCUCUUUGAUCUCUUUCAUCACAAAGUGAUGGGAUCAUCGGAUGCAGACGUGAAAAAUGGGAAACCAGCUCCGGAUAUAUUCCUCGUGGCUGCCUCGAGAUUCCCUGACAAUCCUAGUCCUGAAAAUUGUUUGGUAUUCGAAGACGCCCCAAAUGGGGUGAAAGCAGCCCGAUCGGCAGGGAUGCAAGUAGUCAUGGUGCCGGAUGAGCACAUUGGGGAGGAUCAAAAGAAGGAAGCAACUGUUGUUCUCAAAUCUCUGGAGGAUGUGAAGCUAGAAGACUUUGGUCUGCCGCCGCUACAUGCAUAAAGCACACAAAAUCCAUUAAAAAAAUCUUCGCACAUCCACCUGACACUGUAAAUCCCAGUUAGAAGAAAAAAACGGAUAUGAUAGAAAUAUAUUUUUCUCGUGGAAAA